AUGACUCCAGCUGCAUCUAAGCUUUACACAGAUGAUGUUAGCCUAUUGAUGGUGUUAAUCGAAACCAACCCGUUUUUCUGGAACUCCAUCAAUUCAACUCUUUCCUUCUCCAAGUUCAUCUCCAAUGUUCUGGCAUUUUUGAACUCAAUACUUUUGUUAAAUCGGCUAAACCAAGUUGUAGUGAUUGCGACAGGGUACAAUUCCUGCGAUUACAUUUUUGAUUCCUCAGCUUUACACAAUCAUAACCAAAAAGCGGAGAGUCUGCUGCAGAAAUUGGAGGAGUUUGUGGACAAAGACGAGUCACUGUGCCGCGAUGACUCAGUUGAUGGCCCUGGCUUUUCUCUUCUUUCAGGCUCCCUCUCCAUGGCUCUCUGCUAUAUACAGAAGGUGUUUCGAUCAGGGCCGCUUCAUCCACGGCCUCGAAUUCUAUGCUUGCAUGGAUCUCCAGAUGGACCUGGACAAUAUGUUUCAAUCAUGAAUGCAAUUUUCUCUGCUCAACGCUCCAUGGUGCCUAUAGAUUCGUGCAUAAUGGGAGCUCAACACUCUGCUUUCCUCCAGCAGGCUUCUUAUAUAACUGGUGGUGUAUAUCUGAAGCCUCAACUUUUGGAUGGGCUUUUUCAAUAUCUCACGACAGUGUUUACAACAGAUUUGCAUUCUCGCAGCUUUUUACAACUUCCUAAGCCUGUGGGAGUGGAUUUUCGUGCAUCGUGCUUUUGCCACAAGAACACAAUUGACAUGGGCUUCAUAUGUUCUGUGUGUUUGUCGAUAUUCUGCAAGCAUCACAAGAAAUGUUCAACCUGCGGGUCAAUCUUUGGUCAGGCUCAAACACAGGAUUCCUCCACGCCUGAUCGGAAGAGAAAGACUUCGGUUGAUAAGUGA
Molecule: messenger RNA, 879 nt
Organism: Fraxinus pennsylvanica
Lineage: Eukaryota; Viridiplantae; Streptophyta; Magnoliopsida; Lamiales; Oleaceae
Source: the annotation of a GenBank genome assembly